AGAUGUUUGUGUAGAUUUGUGUAUUUGACACACAGCCAGUUAAGCUGUAAUCACUCUGCUCCAGGUGAGAGAUCCCAAGACCCUGCUGGCUUUGCCUGGUGUGCUGGUCGGAGACAUGGGGAAGAAGCUGGGUCAGAACGGACUGGAUAAUGGGUUUGCGAUGUUCCACAAUGUGAGAAUCCCACGCGAGAACCUGCUGAAUAAGACCGGAGAUCUGACUCCUGAUGGUCGCUACGUGACACCAUUUAAGGUCUGUGCAGAUUUCCAGUGGCAGCCAAAGAAGGCGCUUCAAACUCAACAGCCUGAUUUCCUGUGCCUUAGCUUUUUUAGAUAUAACCUUUAACCAUAUUCUAGAGAACAAUGGGUUUAUUUCAGAGAUGCUCUUUCU
Neolamprologus brichardi is the source of this 388-nucleotide messenger RNA. Lineage: Eukaryota; Metazoa; Chordata; Actinopteri; Cichliformes; Cichlidae. The record is from RefSeq and is a predicted model, not a curated record.